Molecule: messenger RNA, 2964 nt
Organism: Phialemonium atrogriseum
Lineage: Eukaryota; Fungi; Ascomycota; Sordariomycetes; Cephalothecales; Cephalothecaceae
Exons: 8
Coding region: 1-2964 (987 amino acids)
Source: RefSeq, a predicted model, not a curated record
AUGGACGGCUGGGACGAAGAUGACCAGCAUUCUCGUGGGCGACCCUCGCAAUCGCCCAUCCCGUUUGCCUCGCCGCCGGUUGAGCUCUGCUUCCACGAGGGAUGGAAGGCAGACCCAGUCAAGCCCGUGUCGCUUCACUUCGACAAUGACGAUGCCAUCACCCGCUACAAGGACCCUCCCAACCUCCGGAUACCGCCCGUGCCUGCCGUCCUCAUGGAGGGCGGGGUGCUCUAUCUGGUGGGAUACGACGACGACGACUACGACGACGACGACAACAACAACAACAACAACAACAACAACAACAAUAACAACAGCAACAACCGCAACAACAACAACAACAACAACAACAACCGCUACAAUAACAACAACAACCGCUAUGUCAAUCCGUACGACGGGUCUCGCUCCAACAGCGACCAGAGUCAAGACCAAGGGCUGUCACCCUCGCCGCCAUCGUCAUCGCACUCUGGCUGGGCCCCUCACCCGCCCAGCCAAUCGCCACGGCUGCGCUUUGCAUGGAUUCGGACUCGCCGCCGCGAGACCAAGUGGUUUAUUCUGUGCACCAUGGCGCCCCUCAUCGCCAUGGGCAUCGCAACUGGCUGGAUGUGGGGCGUGUGGUCGUCUUCGACAGCGGCCAACAGCAGCUGGGCGCCGGUGGAGGUGGUUGACACGGUCGCUGUCCUCAAUAUUAUCGAGUUCGGAGAGGCGCUGUCAGAACUUCACUCGUCGCUACGCGAGUAUCAAUGGAAUGCAAGGAGGAUGAAGACCAACCGGACCGAGGAAAACAGUCUUUGGUAUCGGUUUCAUUCGACGCCCGAUUAUGACGAGGAAGAAGAAGCACGCAGAGAGGAAGAGAUGGACACACGCAGGCCGACAAAGUGGAACACAGUCAGCCUCAACCACGGCAUCAUCGAAGACUACCACGUCGUCAUCAUCGCCGAGAUAGGGCUGGUUAGGAGCCUGUGGGCCAACAUUGACGCCUGGAUGGUUGGCUUUUGGACAAAGAUGCAGACCAUGUCCAUACGCCUCGACGGUUUGUAUGUGCAUUGGAAAGCGCCGUCGGUCGAGUGGACCCGGAGCCCCUGGUCUUCUUCUCCCACCAAUGGCACCCUCGUCGACGGUGCCUUUUUUCUCUCCAACCGCAACACAACGGCCGAGGAAGAGGUCCGCCGCCUUCUGGCACUGCGCCUGCCCGACGGCGAGACCGACACCUCGCCCAGGCGCGCUCCUCCCCAGGUCUCGGACAUCCCCCGUCGCACGCCGGACGUGGACGGGAUUGCCCACAAAAUCCUCAAGGUAUACAAAUGGGGCAUGGACAAGAUGCACUUAUCGGGCAACCUGUGCAACUUCUGCACCAACGCCUGCUCCAUCGCCUCCGUCAACGAAGAGCUGGGCCACCCCCACCCGGGCUGCGUUGGGUACUUUCCCAAGGACCUCGACUCCCCAGCCUACGGAUCGCCCGGCGACCUGGCACGCGGGGAGACGGGAGCGAGGGACCGCGCAAGAAGAGCGGCGGGAAAAUCACCACCACCACCACCAUCAUCAUCAUCGCCGUCGUCGUCCACCCCGGCACCCCCCCGGCACAAGGGCUACUCGUCCCUCCUCGCGUACGCCUCGACGCUGGGAUACGCGAAGCGCGACAACGAGAGGUUCGGCGACUGGACGCGGAACCUCGGCGAGAAGGCUGAGGACGAGCGCGAGACCAGACGCUUCAAGGAGAGGUGGAACCGCAAGAACCGCGUGCAGCCGGAAACCCUCUGGGAGGAGCCCGAGCUGUUCUCCCUGGCGAGGCACUACACGGUCAUGGGCAUCUUCUGCGACUGCCGCCCCGUGCCCGACGUGUGCGUCGCGUGGAACGACGCCCUGGCCCGCGGCGAUGACGUAGCUGGCUUCUUCUGGCUGCGCGACUGGCCGCCCACCGACUCGUACGACUUUACCUCUGCCGACGAGGGCGCUGUUGCCACGGUCAGGCGCUGGCUCCGCUCGGUGCCCUAUCCCGGCAGCAAGGCCAGGCCCGAGGAGGCCCUGCAGGCUCGGCGGAAGAAAGCCCGUAUGGACCCGACACACGACCCGGAGCUCGUCGCCAUAGCCCACAUCAUAGCAACCGCGUCCGCCUCGGACCUCGCCUACGAAAACCAGGUGGUGAUAUCCGACAGGAUCUACCGCGCCAGAGCCGCCGUGGACAUCGACCGGAUCAAGCUCCAGAUGCGGGGGGGGGGGAACUCGUUCCUGCCGCGCGAGGCCGGCGCCGCGGCCCUGCGCGCGGGGCCCGUGGCCGCGCAGCUCGACGCCAUCGACAGGUUGGUAGGCGCCACGCGCGACCUCUGCACCCUCACGGCGGCCUUUGACUCCCAGCUUACUGGCCGGCUCAGGGGUGACGGCUGGAUGCGCGUCUCUGCUGAGGUGUCGAUGCUGCCGCCUGAGGAGGCCUGGGUCGUUGAGUAUCUGAAGUACGACGAUCCAAUGAAGAGAGGGCCCUUGUCUACGCCUGUGCCUCCGCCUGCGCGGUCGUCCUCGCCUUCUGAUGUCAUUUUUGACCUGGCAAACGACAUCGACGUCGAUGCAAAGGACCACGCGGCGCUCUGCAAUGGACCUAUCUGGAGGCUUGUGGACCGGAUCAACGAGGCGAUGAGAAGGCACAGGGAGAGGAGCUAUGCUGAGUCCUUGGAAAGAGAGGCUGCGUACUUGGAAUUGCUUACAGAGGAGGAGCGUGAGGAGUAUCUUUGCAAAGAGCAGAGGAGGGAGGAGAGAGUGGAGGAGAGGAGGAGGGCUCACAAGGCAGAGGAAGCUAAGAGGGUGGAGGAGGAGGAUAAGCACUGGACAGAGGCGGAGGCAGAGGCCAAGGCCGAGGCAAAGGUGAAGGCGGCGGGAAAGGCAAAGGGAGAGGCAGAGGCAGAGGUAGAGGCUGCGGGGCCAGAGGAAGAUGGGACAGAUAAUGCUGAGCAGGCUGGGCAUAAUGGCAAGUAA